Messenger RNA from Nematolebias whitei (Rio pearlfish), 1842 nucleotides. It is a transcript of the gene btbd9, whose product is annotated as BTB (POZ) domain containing 9. The transcript has 10 exons. Gene Ontology annotation, biological process: adult locomotory behavior; modulation of chemical synaptic transmission; circadian behavior. The record is from RefSeq and is a predicted model, not a curated record. NCBI's taxonomy places the organism in Eukaryota, Metazoa, Chordata, Actinopteri, Cyprinodontiformes, Rivulidae. Gene Ontology annotation, molecular function: protein binding. The coding region runs from base 1 to 1839 and encodes 612 amino acids.
AUGAGCAACAGUCAUCCCCUCCGUCCCCUGGCCUCCGUGUCGGAGAUCGACCACAUCCACCUGCUGUCGGAGCAGCUGGGCGCGCUGGUGCUCGGAGAGGAGUACAGCGACGUGACGUUCAUCGUGGAGGGGAAGAGGUUCCCGGCGCACCGGGUCAUCCUGGCUGCUCGCUGUCACUACUUCAGGGCCCUGCUGUACGGUGGGAUGAAAGAGUCUCAACCGCAGGCGGAGGUGUGUUUAGAGGAGACUCGAGCCGAAGCGUUCUCCAUGCUGCUGAACUACCUGUACACGGGCCGGGCCAGCCUGAGUUCUGCACGGGAAGAGGUGCUGUUAGACUUCCUGGGUUUGGCUCACCGCUACGGCCUCCAGCCUCUGGAGGACUCCACCUGCGAGUUCCUCCGCACCGUCCUGCACACCAACAACAUCUGCCUGAUCUUCGACGUGGCCAGUCUGUACUCUCUGAGCACGCUCAGUGAAGCCUGCUGCUCCUACAUGGACAGACACGCGCCUGAAGUGUUGAAUUCUGAUGGUUUUCUCUCACUCUCAAAGACGGCUCUGCUGACGGUGGUCAGGCGGGACUCGUUCGCUGCCAGUGAGAAGGAAAUCUUCCAGGCCUUGUGUCGUUGGUGCCAGCAGCACGAGGACGGGGAGAAGACCCUGGAGGUGAUGUCAGUCGUGCGCCUGCCGCUCAUGACUCUGACAGAGAUGCUGAAUGUGGUGCGACCGUCCGGCCUCGUGAGCCCCGACGAUCUGCUGGAUGCUAUCAAGACCCGCUCAGAAAGCCGCAACAUGGACCUGAACUACCGUGGCAUGCUCAUUCCAGAGGAGAACAUCGCCACCAUGAAAUACGGAGCUCAGGUCGUCAAAGGCGAGCUGAAGUCUGCGCUGCUGGACGGAGACACCCAGAACUACGACCUGGAUCACGGCUUCUCCAGACACCCCAUCGAGGAGGACGGGCGGGCGGGGAUCCAGGUCAAACUGGGCCAGCCGUCAAUCAUCAACCACGUCCGCCUGCUGCUCUGGGACAGAGACAGUCGGUCUUACUCAUAUCACAUUGAGAUAUCGAUGGAUGAGCUGGACUGGGUCCGUGUUGUUGAUCACUCCAAGUUUCUGUGCCGCUCCUGGCAGAACCUUUACUUCACACCACGAGUUUGCAGGUACGUUCGUAUCGUUGGAACACACAACACGGUCAACAAGGUGUUUCACCUCGUGGCUUUUGAAUGCAUGUUCACCAACCGCUCGUUUACCCUGGAGAACGGCCUCGUGGUACCCAGCGAGAACGUGGCCACGAUUGCGUCCUGCGCCAGUGUCAUCGAGGGUGUGAGUCGGAGCAGGAAUGCUUUGCUCAACGGCGACACGCGCAACUACGACUGGGACUCUGGGUACACGUGUCACCAGCUGGGCUCCGGGGCCAUCGUCAUCCAGCUGGCUCAGCCCUACUCCAUCGGGUCUCUAAGGCUGUUGCUUUGGGACUGUGACGAGCGCUCCUACAGUUAUUACAUCGAAGUUUCCACCAACCAGCAGCUGUGGACGAAGGUGGUCGAUCGCACCAGGGUGUCAUGUCGAUCAUGGCAGACACUGAAGUUUGAAAACCAGCCAGCUUCCUUCAUCCGAAUUGUUGGGACUCACAACACAGCGAAUGAGGUGUUCCACUGUGUUCACUUCGAAUGUCCGGCCCAGGUGGACACCGAGGUCAUCGAAGGCAGCCCGGGGUUGGACUCGUCUGAUUCGGGGGCUGCUAACCUGCAGCAGCGGCCCCAGCGGCCGUCGCGCUCGCACAGCCUGCAGCCCAGCCAGCAGUCCUCCUCAUCCUCAUCAGCCUUCUCCUACUCUCACUAGGAG